AUGGGUAAAAUAAAACUAGAACACGUAGAACAAGAAGAACAGGCUGAUGUGAGUGUUAAAACUGAGCCUCAAACCUAUGACGAAAAAGUCGAACAUUGCAGUGUGAUUGCAAAACCUAUGGCGCCGAAGAAACUUAGCAAAAAGAUAUAUAAACUCAUCAAGAAAUCAACUUCUCAUAAAAACUAUCUUAGGAAUGGCCUGAAAAUCGUGCAAAAGCAACUGCGGCUUGGCCCGAGCGUACGGCGCGUAUCGUUCCGCGCGCGCCUCAAAGAGCCAUUAGACCACCACAGACGGGGCCCUAAAGGUCUGAUGUUCAGCCGGGGUUGCGGGGUAAGCGCAAUGAGGCACCGCGACCUCGGCACAGAGCAGGAGAAAGAACAGGGAGGUUUUUAGCUAGUGUUUUUCGCCGGAGACAUUUCACCAAUCGAAAUCAUGUGCCACUUACCUGCUGUAUGUGAAGAAAAGGACAUUCCGUACUGCUACACACCUAGCCGCAAAGACAUUGGUGCAGCCAUGGGCACCAUGAGAGGCUGCGUUAUGGUGCUCGUUAAAGAACACGAUGACUACAAAGACUUGUACGAUGAAGUACGAAGUGAAAUCAAAUUGCUCGGACACCCAAUUUAG
Molecule: messenger RNA, 624 nt
Organism: Spodoptera exigua (beet armyworm)
Lineage: Eukaryota; Metazoa; Arthropoda; Insecta; Lepidoptera; Noctuidae
Source: the annotation of a GenBank genome assembly